AUGGUUUCACUGCAACUAGAUUGUAAUUUAAGUGCGAAUCGUUCAUUGUUGGAUUCGUUAAUUUCGAGCCCAGCAAAAAAAACAGAUCAUGUUGCUGGCGAACGACACGUGCAAAUAUUUAUGAAGCAGUUAUUAUGUGCACUGAAAUGCAUGCACGACAGGAAGAUUGCUCACUUGGAUAUCAGACCUGAAGUAAUUCUUUUACAAGAUGAUCAUCUUCAGCUGGCUGAUUUUGGCCAAAGCAGGCGGUUGAUACGUGGUAAAGUUAUAGCCAACAUAAUGGGCAGCCCGGAAUUUGUUUCACCAGAAAUUGCAGCCGGUAUUCCGGUUACACUUGCUUCUGAUUUAUGGAGUAUCGGUACUCUCACUUAUGUUUUGCUCUCCGGCAUUUCGCCAUUCCUUGGUGACAAUGAUACGGAAACGGUGCGAAAUGUUAUCCUAGGCAACUAUACACUUGAUACUGAAGAAUUCAACCAAAUUUCCAGUGAUGCCAAAGAUUUUAUUUCGAAACUGCUAGUUCUUGAUCCAUGUGGUCGUCUAAAUGUUGACCAAGCGCUGCGUCAUCCGUGGCUUUCGAAAGAAUUCUUGGAAAAUGCUCCAGUAACGUCGGAAUGUUUGCGAGAAUUCAAAUAUAAGCACAAAUGGCUGGAAAGGCGGGUAUUCGUUCAGCAAACUCCAUCCGAUCAAUUAAUGAGUAUUGUACAGGCUCCCAAUUUAAAUCUGGUUGGUUCAAAUUUGCCGCAACAUAUGCAAGGUUUAGCUCAUAGUGAGCCCUACGAUAUUUACGAUUAUUUACGAAUCAAAGAUCAUGUUUCACCACGUGAUGUUAUCUGCGAAAGUACAUCGAAGCGACAUCUGCAACCACAGAAGAUGGAUGAAAUAAGAUCUCGAAGGCUAUUGCAGCAAAAAUCGCAGGUUUCGGCAGAUUUUUCCGAUCACCCGAUGUUACCUUUAGAGCUCGUUCACGGAGAGCAUCGUGAAAUUGAGGAAGAAAUUGCAAAUCGGAUUUUAUCAGACAUUUCCGAAGAAACAUCAAUAACUGGUUCAGUAGUUUCACAUGAUGAACCAGAAUCAACGCAUAAAAUAUCUGAGAGACAAAUGAGACAAACGAAAAGUCAUAGUAAGUCAUCUACUCCACAAGUGGAAGGGUUUUCAUUGGAUGGUACACCAGCUGCUUCACCAGUUGGAACAGGAAGUGCCGGCACAUCGCUUCCGGAAUGUUAUUCUAAUAUUGAUGUGUAUCGACAUCCAAUACAGUUAGAUCCGAGUAUCCCGCCUGGAGCACCGCUUUUCCUCGAAGGACUCGAGCAUCAUCCUUUAGUACUUGAAGAUGUACUGUCGGAUACACGAAGUCCACUCAGCUUGCCAUCGUUGCCGGGCACAAAAAGUCCUGUACUGCUAUCACCGAUAAAAGAAUAUACCAUGGGAGUAGUAAUUGCUACCAAGCAAGGGACAAAGGGGAUUGCUGAAAUCGCGAUAUCGACACCAGAAAUUCUUGAAAUAGAAAAAAGGCCUGAAAAGCAGAGGGCUAAUGAAAGGACGCAUGAAGACGAAUUUGAAAAUUUUAUGAAUGAAAUUGAGAAGGCGAAAAAAAAGAGAAAGGAAGAGCGUGAAGAAAUGGAACGGUUACGUCCAAGGAACGUUUAUGAUGAGGAGAUCGACUUUAGAAAGCCGGACACCGAUGAGGAUGAGUUUCCAUGGGAAAGUCGAUAUCAGAUUGGUCCCGAAACACUUUUACUUGCAACACGUGGUGCAGGCUUCAAUGCACGUGUCCGUGAUUACCGACGGGAGUUAUGGGGUGAUGGUGCACCAUUGGUAAAUCAAGGAUAUCUCGGUUAUCGAAAUCAAGAUAUUACUGUAAGGGAAAGGAGGAGAUUCACUGAUUUAAUGCGUGAGGAUGAAAAUAUCGCGAAAUCAGUGGAGAAUUUGGAACGCAGUAUGCGUGGAUCUCAUCUUGGUGCUAUAAGACGUAUUCGCAGUGAUAUCAGCAAAGCAGUACCGGCAGCUUCCAGAGAAAAUGGAACCUUCGGUGCUAUUUUCCGGAACCGAUUAAAGGAUGUAGCAUUUGUGGGAAACAAAUGCACAGUGAUAUUUAAAUGUGCAGUGGUUGGUAAUCCACAACCAACUGUUGAAUGGUUUUUUAAUGGAAGUCUUGUUGUGGAUGACCACAAACAUAAGAUAUUUUAUGAGAACAGUCACUGUCAACUAGUAAUCCAAAUGACUGACAUAACCGAUCUUGGUGAAUACUCUUGUAUUGCGUCCAACGAACAUGGUAUUGAUAGGACCAUUGCUCGACUAAUUGCAGGAGAUACACCGGCGCCACCCGGUCGACCUGAUAUCGAGCUUUCAUCGGACACGGAAGUGUUCAUUACCUGGGAACCACCGCAGAUGAGCCAUUGUCUGGAAUGUUUUAUGUAUAAAUUGGAAGUUCGACCUGCAGGAGAAAAUGAUCAUUUCUCGGAAUGGCGUCUUAUUUCGGAUAAAAUCGAAGAUGAAGCAGCGAUCGUUCGACACUUAACACCACAAGGCAUCUAUCAAUUCCGAGUGAUCGCUAAAAAUGAAUUCGGUUGGGGUAUUCCAUCAUUGACAUCUCGAAUCAUACAAACACAUCCUAAAGGUUCACCAAAACUACAAGUUGAAAAACUUCAAGGUCAGUGUCGUUUGUGUGUCAUUUCGAAACCACCGCAGACACGGCUAAUUUCAAAGUCUAAGAAGCUUGGUGAGAUUACUGAGGAGGAUGAAGAAAAGACUGAAGCAGAAGAAAUUACUUCAAAAGAACAAACUCAGAUUUUAACCUUGAAUACUUCAGAAGAUCCACAGAAACGCUUUCGGCUCAUUACUCCGAUACCUCGUGGUCGAUUCGGGGAAAUUGCAUUUGCCAUCGAUACGUUUCGAGAGUCAGACGCUGACUGUAUGGCCAAAAUUCGGAAUAUUAGCGUUGAAGGUGCUAAUGGCACCAUCGAAUUCGAAGCCAUGAAGGAUUGUCAACAAGAGAAUAUUGCCCAUCUGAUAGCGGCUUAUCAGCGGAGUGAUCUAUUGUUUCUGUUUGUGGAACGAUAUCAGGAUGAUAUUUUUGAACGAUUUACAUGUCGUGAUAAUUAUAAUGAGGAGCAGAUAAGUAGAGUUGUAGUACAAAUAGCAUCCGCUCUUCACUGGAUUCAUUUCAAAGGUUACGUGCAUAUGGAUGUACAAGCAACCAAUGUUUUGUUCGCAUCCCGUCAAUCUUGGCAAAUUAAACUUACCGACUUUGCUUCAGCGCAAAAUAUUGGUCAUGAAAUUAAACAACCAUUAAAACCAAACCUGUACUGGACUUCACCAGAAAUACUCCGUACAGACGGGAAAAAAACUCCUAUCACAGCUCAGACAGAUAUUUGGAGUCUUGGUGUGAUUACUUUCUGCUUACUGAGUGGAUUCCAUCCAUUUGCUUCAACAGAUGAUUCGGACGAUGAAAUUAAGGAAAAUACUAUUUAUCAGAAAUGCAAUCCAAAUUUGAUCCAAGUACAAGCAACGGAGGAAUCGUUGAAAUUCGUAACUUGGGCACUGAAGAAGGAUCCGAUGAGACGUAUGCGGACUGAUGAAGCACUAACACAUCGUUGGCUCAGUAUGGAUGCAGUAAUGAUACGUCGACGUGAAGUAGUCAACUACCCAAGUAGUCGACUUCGAAGAACGGCCAUCUUGACGGCCAGUCAUACUAAAGACAACCCGCCACCGAUGACCCAUUUAGUGCACCAUUAA
Molecule: messenger RNA, 3735 nt
Organism: Loa loa (African eye worm)
Lineage: Eukaryota; Metazoa; Nematoda; Chromadorea; Rhabditida; Onchocercidae
Product: CAMK protein kinase
Exons: 24
Coding region: 1-3735 (1244 amino acids)
Biological process (GO): protein phosphorylation
Molecular function (GO): ATP binding; myosin light chain kinase activity; protein binding
Source: RefSeq, a predicted model, not a curated record